This is a messenger RNA of Durusdinium trenchii, 2352 nucleotides long. Lineage: Eukaryota; Dinophyceae; Suessiales; Symbiodiniaceae. The record is from the annotation of a GenBank genome assembly.
AUGGUUUACAGCUACCUGAAGUCCAGAGACGAUUUUGCACCGAGCGCGCCGCGGUCUUUGCUGGUCUCAUUGUCUUUUGGAUAUCACGUGCUGGGGCUUGUUGGUGGGGACCUUGCAGUGAAGAGUUCACGUGUCAGAGGUAUCUCAACAAAGUUCUAUUGCGACAGAAAAAAGCUUGUCCAGAAGCCACCUUUGACCGUUGCACAGAUCAUUGAACUCGAGAAGAUCGUUCACAGCACAUCUAAGACGGACAAAGAUCGGAUAGCAGCUGGAUUCUUCUUGAUGCUCGUCUUUGGACGCCUGAGGUUCAGUGAUGGCAUGCAGAUCAAUGCAAUGACACUGGACUGUGUGUUUGGGGGCACAAGACCUUUGGGUUACCUCGAAUGCACAGCUUCGAAAACAAAAACAUCGAUUACCUUGGAACGGAAGGUUCGUCACCUGCCAAUUGCAAUACCGUUGGUGAGUUUUGCAGAUCCUUGUUGGGUCUUCACUUGGCUCGAACUUCGGGCAAAGGCAAAUCUGGAGGCCAAGGAGAACGUUCCUUUGUUGCCGGCGCCCCAUGUUGAUGGUAGGUGGUCAGGCGGGGAAGAGGAAACCGAGGACGAGUUUGAGGAGAAAGUCAUUGCUGAAGUUGUAGGUGAUUGGCGACCGAAGCUUGUCGAAGGCCAAUACGAACCGGGAGACACAUUGGUCGAUCGUUGUUGCGCGUGCUAUGAGAGUGAUCGCCUUGUGUACAUAGAUUGGUCUUCAUGCAUUUCUCGAGAGUAUGAACUUUGUAAUAAUGUCAAGAGAGAUUCGAACCUGACCUUCACCAGUGACAGAUUGCUCAAGCUGCAGAAGCAUAGCAAGCCGGAUCCCAUCCAGAGCACCACUGAGAUUCAGAUUCGCUAUUGCUUAGCGCGUAGAGGCCUAGCUCUCGAACAAGCAAAUGUUCUAGACUUUAAGCUUCAUGACCAGCUGGCUGAAUUGUUCAUGGAAAUUCGCAUGCAGGACCCUCCAGCCGGCUAUCAACGAGUGUCACUUAAGCAGAUUGAGCUCGCUGAUAAAAAGUUCUUUGCACUGAUGGCAGAGGAAACAAGAUCAGGCAUUAAAGCCAAUGCCAGUGGUCGCCCAUGUGACCUGUGCUUUCCAAGAGUGUUUCAGAUGGCUGAGUUCCGCCAUUUGUUGCAGCCGCGCAUGGGCAAUUCAUUGCCCACAGGAGUUGAUCAAGAGCCACCUGUCAAAAAGCAACGACAGGACGAAAAAGGUUUGCCACCGUGGGAUCAGGUUAAAGUCCAAGCUGCCAACGCGUUGUAUGCUUGGGCUGGCAUGUUCAACACAGCUAAGGAAGCUGAAUACCCCAAAGAGCUUUGCAGACAAUAUGUUCACAUCUUGACCGAUUUGUGUGCCGGAGCCAACGUUAGUAAAAGACUCUUGCUUCUCGAAAAGAUUGCAGCCUCCAUCAACUGGCCAGGCAUGCGCCUGUUUGAAGAAAUCAGGGACAUGCACUUCAAGCUGGAUGACGGCACGGAGCUUUCAGGACCAGUGCAUUCAGGUUGGUCGCACGCGAAAGAAGACCUGUUGAUCACCACGUUCGAUCUUGAGAGUUUCAAGUUUGCUGCAGACAAACUUAGUGACUUUGGACCAGAAGCGGAGGUCUUAGGAGUGAAGAUUGCCGUGCAGUGUCCCGCGAAAGUGGUUGUAGCUAACAAAGAGUCCAGGCUUGCGGACACACUGAACAUGCUUGAAGAAGUGAUAGCAACUAAGCAGGUUGUGCCAGCGGAUAUCCCAUCAGUCUUGGGUAGAUUGCAAUUCGUUGGAAUGCAUCUGGCAGGGCGGUCAGGCAAGCUGGCCAUGGCUGACAUUCGCGAAAUAGGAACUCAGAGCAAAGUUCCCAUAACCGUGCCCGAAGAGGUUCUCGAUGCCUUUUGCGUUCUGAAGACUCGCCUUUGUAAUGGUAAGCCUAAGGUCCUGGAGUCCGGACAACUUCAAAGGCCAAUUCUGAUUUUCACGGAUGGUGCUCUUGAACCAAGUGGAAACGACACUCCAACCGCUACCAUAGGCGGAGUGUGUGUUUGCCCAGACGAUGGGCGCAUCGAGGUGUUUGGUUGCCAUGUAGCCCCAGAGAUUCUUGACGUGUGGCUUUUGGAUGGGCCCCAUCCGAUCGGACUAGUGGAACUCUAUGGAGUUGCAGUGGCGUACAAACUCUGGUUUCAUUUGAUCUCAGGCAGACGGGUAAUUUUCUUUGGGGACAAUUGGGGGGCCAUUGACUGUUACGUCAAAGGAUCCUCCACGAAGAAACCUUGGAGAAAUAUUCUUCUUGAGAUCGAGAAGAUCGACAUGCAUGGAGAAGCUUUGUGCUGGAUGGCUAGA